Closterium sp. Naga37s-1 is the source of this 1662-nucleotide messenger RNA. The record is from the annotation of a GenBank genome assembly. Lineage: Eukaryota; Viridiplantae; Streptophyta; Zygnematophyceae; Desmidiales; Closteriaceae.
AUGCUCUCCCCGGACGCCCCAGAGCGUCGCGAUGCUCUCCCCAGACGCCCCAGAGCCGUCGCGAUGCUCUCCCCGGACGCCCCAGAGCGUCUCGAUGCUCUACCAGGACGCCCCAGAGCGUCGCGAUGUUCUCCCCAGCCGCCCCAGAGCGUCGUGAUGCUCUCCCCGGACGCCCCAGAGCGUCGCGAUGCUCUCCCCAGACGCCCCAGAGCGUCACGAUGCUCUCCCUGGACGCCCCAGAGCGUCGCCAUGCUCUCCCCGGACGCCCCAGAGUGUCGCGAUGCUCUCCCCGGACGCCCCAGAGCAUCGCGAUGCUCUCCCCGGACGCCCCAGAGCGUCGCGAUGCUCUCCCCGGACGCCCCAGAGCGUCGCGAUGCUCUCCCCGGACGCCCCAGAGCGUCGCGAUGCUCUCCCCGGACGCCCCAGAGCGUCGCGAUGCUCUCCCCGGACGCCCCAGAGCGUCGCGAUGCUCUCCCGGACACCCCAGAGCGUCGUCAUGCUCUCCCCGGACGCCCCAGGGCGUCGCGAUGCUCUCCCCGGACGCCCCAGAGUGUCGUGAUGCUCUCCCCGGACGCCCCAGAGCGUCGCGAUGCUCUCCCCGGACGCCCCGGAGCAUCACGAUGCUCUCCCCGGACGCCCCAGAGCAUCGCGAUGCUCUCCCCAGCCGCCCCAGAGCGUCGUGAUGCUCUCCCCGGACGCCCUAGAGCGUCGCGAUGCUCUCCCCGGACGCCCCAGAGCGUCGCGAUGCUCUCCCCCGACGCCCAAGAGCGUCGCGAUGCUCUCCCCGGCCGCCCAAGAGCGUCGCGAUGCUCUCCCCGGACGCCCCAGAGCGUCGCUAUGCUCUCCCCGGACGCCCCAGAGCGUCGCUAUGCUCUCCCUGGACGCACCAGAGCGUCGCGAUGCUCUCCCCGGACGCCCCAGAGCAUCGCGAUGCUCUCCCCGGACGCCCCAGAGCCAUCGCGACGCUCUGGGGCGUCCGGGGAGAGCAUCGCGACGCUCUGGGGCGUCCGGGAGAGCAUCGCGACGCUCUGGGGCGUCCGGGGAGAGCAUCGCGAUGCUCUGGGGCGUCCGGGGAGAGCAUCGCGACGCUCUGGGGCGUCCGGGGAGAGCAUCGCGACGCUCUUGGGCGUCCGGGGAGAGCAUCACGACACUCUGGGGCGUCCGGGGAGAGCAUCGCGACGCCCUGGGGCGUCCGGGGAGAGCAUCACGACGCUCUGGGGUGUCCGGGAGAGCAUCGCGACGCUCUGGGGCGUCCGGGGAGAGCAUCGCAAUGCUCUGGGGCGGCUGGGGAGAGCAUCGCAAUGCUCUGGGGCGUUCGGGGAGAGCAUCGCGACGCUCUGGGGCGUCCGGGGAGAGCAUAGCGACGCUCUGGGGCGUCCGGGGAGAGCAUCGCGACGCUCUGGGGCGUCCGGGGAGAGCAUCGCGAUGCUCUGGGGCGUCCGGGGAGAGCAUCGCGAUGCUCUGGGGCGUCCGGGGAGAUCAUCGCGACGCUCUGGGGCGUCCGGGGAGAGCAUCGCGACGCUCUGGGGCGUCCGGGGAGAGCAUCGCGACGCCCUGGGGCGUCCGGGGAGAGCAUCGCGACGCUCUGGGUCGUCCGGGAGAGCAUCGCGACGCUCUGGGGCGUCCGGAAGAGCAUCGCGACGCUCUGGUGCGUCCGGGUAG